AAUUCACUCGACCCCCACAAGAAGCUCUGUAUUUAAGCUCUUUUAAUACAUAUAAUAAUUAGAAAAAAAUUCUAGACAUUUAUAUACAUUUGCCGCUGUAAACAAAUUUGCAAACUAUGUCUAGAGAAUCAUUGAUAACAACAUAUUUCAAGGAAGGUUUUACAUAUAAUGAGAUAGUAAAUUUUCUAUCCAAGUAUCACAGUAUUUCAAUUUCUCGUCGACACCUUAUUCGAAUUCUUCAGAAGCUUGGACUGAAGAGGAAGGAAAUCGAUGAAGAUUCUCUAGAAUCAAUCUGUACGGCAGUAAUUGAUGAAAUUUUUAGUAGUGGUUCUUGUAUUGGCUACAAAAGAAUGUGGCAACGAUUAAAGCAAAUUUAUGGCUUAAAAGUAAAAAGGAGUAGAGUUGAUAAAAUUUUGCAUCUAGUUGUUCAAAAUGCUAUUGAAGAGGGAUCUCGUCGACGUUUGAUACGGCGUAAGUACGGAUGCAUCGAUGGAUUUUCCAGAAAAAUUGUAUGGUUGGACGUUGCAACAUCUAACAAUAAACCGGAAAUUAUUGCAUAUUAUUAUUUAACAACAGUACAGAAAUUGAAACUAGUUCCAACUUUAAUACGGUCAGAUUUAGGAACAGAAAAUUGUCUAGUUGAAGCCCUUCAGCAAAGUUUACGAUUUUAUCAUGAUGAUAGUCUAUCAGGUUGGAAGAGCUUCAUCAAAGGUAAAAGCACGUCUAAUCAGCGGAUAGAGAGUUAUUGGUCUCAGCUUAGGCGUCAUGGUUUGGAUUUUUGGAUUAAUUUAUUUAAAGACUUACGUGAAAGAGGUCUUUACAAUGAUUCAUCUAUGAUAAAUGUCGAGUGUUUACGAUUUUGCUUUGGGCACUUAAUUAGAGCUGAAUUGGAAACAAUUCGCCGUGAGUGGAAUCGACAUAGAAUAAGAAAACAAAAAAAUCGUCAUAUAGCUUCGGGAAAACCUAAUUGUUUAUAUUACCUUCCUGAAGCUAUUGGGGCCAAAGAUUACAUGAAACCACUCAAUGAGGAUGCAAUUGAUAUUCUGAAACAAGACUACACCUUGAAGCCUAAACUCUACAAUGAAAUAUUUUGUCGAUUAGUCAAAGUAUUGAUACCUGAUAUACAAGUACCUCUGAAUGUUGAAGAAAGUAUUGAGCUUUAUUUAAAAAUUUUAAAUUUAUUAAAAGUUUAUACAUAG
This is a messenger RNA of Chrysoperla carnea, 1199 nucleotides long. RefSeq lists its product as uncharacterized. The record is from RefSeq and is a predicted model, not a curated record. The coding region runs from base 117 to 1199 and encodes 360 amino acids. The transcript is spliced from 2 exons. NCBI's taxonomy places the organism in Eukaryota, Metazoa, Arthropoda, Insecta, Neuroptera, Chrysopidae.